AUGGCGACUGCUACAAGGACUGGGUGUAUUGCCACUGUAUCAAUAGGCGCCAUCCUCUCCCUCCUUUGCCUGAUAUCCGGGACUUACAUCCUUAAAACCAAUCCAGCAAAACUAGGCGCUUUCCUUUCAAUUUCUUCAAAAGCCAAGGAAGCAUUAGCCCUAGUGAUCAAUUUUGCACUGACGCUCUGCAUCGAUGGCAUGAUGUUCGUGCAUUCCGUUUCGCUGCGUUGGACACUGUAUCAUGAGGGACGGCUGGAGUACAACACCAAUAUUCGCCUCUUCACCAGCUCAAAAACAGUCGGCCCAAACAGAUGGUACAUGAACGUGGUGGCCCUCUUCUUCUUGGUGCUAUCAUAUGGCUCUUCAUCCGUUCUAUUUUUGUCUGAUGAAACCACUCUAUUCCUUGAGAUGGGUGAUCAUGGUAAUCCAGUGAUGAUCAACGCCACAGCUCUGGUAGGACUGGGACUGGGGCUCGCAGGCCAAGCCGCUGUCGCCGGAUGGUGUCUAGCUUCGGGCUGCAAGUUGGUACCGACCUGGAGUUCCAAUCCACUCAACACCACUUUAGCCGCGAUUCGAAAAGGCAACUUCGCUCACCGUCCCGGAAGAUGUAUGCUGUCGGUCCACCAAAAAUAUCUACGGCCGAACCAAGGCGUAUAUCCUGCGGGGAAACAAGGAAGCAUACUUCAAAUCCAGCGUUCGGUGCGAUACAUUCUCGCACUGCUGUGGGCACUCGUCAUACUUGCCAUCGCCUGGACAGUCGCCAUGGUCACUAUGUCUAUGUCCUACGGCAACCAAUAUGCCCCUAUUGAGGGCGUCACGGAACCUUUACCAUGCUGGAGAUUUGGGAUCAACUGGAAUCCAGACAUUUCGGUGUGCUCUAUAAACGUGGUAACGCUGGUUAUGUCCCAAUCCGGUAACACCUACAAGCCAAACUCCGCAACAAUCUCGUACGGUGCGGGGGCAGUACUUUGCGUUGUCUUUGUUUGUCUCGUCCAGAGCAGUCAGACAAUUGGAUUGCACUGUGUGGAGCUACUCGUCAACUUGUCGAGAGACGAAGGGGCUUGGCGACAGGCCUACGGCGAAAAAAAGCAAGAGGCUCCAGGGGCACAGCUAUCCACAAAUCCAUUCCGAGCAGCUCUAUCGAGCUGGGAAAACAUUUUUCUUUUCGUCGCUAAGGCGAUGCUGCAUUGGGUUAUGGGUCAGAGCAUGUUCGUUUCCGUCGCCUUUGGAGACGAAACCCCUGGAAACAAUGCCACGUAUGGGCCCAACACUUUCCUGGUUGCUAUGAUAUAUUCGCGGCUGUUCUUUUUCUCGAUACUAGCCUUUUUCCUCGCAACCUUUGCGACAUACCUGGCUCUCAAGCGAUCUCGAGGCUGCCAACCUGCCACCCUGGGGCAUUUGCAGACUCUGGCCGAUCUCAUCGAUGACUGGAAAACAGACAAGAAUGGCCGCAUAUGGUGGGGGGAUAAAACUCGUCUAUUAGAGGCUGAUGGUGGGCUUCGGCACGCUGGAACAAGUUGGGAUAAGAAGAUGCUUAGUCCAGUCUGUACUGUGGCUAGAUAUGCUGGUGCGAGAACCGAAUCAGAGCUCAAGAUUGGGUCGGUCUCUUAUCGGGCGAAUAAUGGCAGGCCUAGAUACUCUAGAUUUAUGUGA
This is a messenger RNA of Penicillium daleae, 1653 nucleotides long. RefSeq lists its product as uncharacterized. The record is from RefSeq and is a predicted model, not a curated record. NCBI's taxonomy places the organism in Eukaryota, Fungi, Ascomycota, Eurotiomycetes, Eurotiales, Aspergillaceae. The transcript has a single exon. The coding region runs from base 1 to 1653 and encodes 550 amino acids.